GAGCGUUUGAGAUUCGGAGAAUGAGAGAACAACUGUCGGAACAUCCAUUCACAACAAAUUGGACCUGCCAGUCCGAUAGCUCCUAUUUGAAUUAUCGCAUCUCUUCAGGUGUCUUAUAAUAAAUAAGAUGGCAACGUCUGAUAGUUCCGGCCUGAGUAAAGCUGUAAAACAGCAGUACAUGGAUCUCCCUCAGGGAGACAAAGUGCAAGCCAUGUACAUUUGGAUAGACGGAACAGGGGAAGGACUCCGCUGUAAGACGAGAACGCUUGAUUCGGAGCCCAAAAGCAUCGAAGAGCUGCCAGAGUGGAACUUUGAUGGCUCCAGUACAUACCAGUCUGAGGGCUCCAACAGUGAUAUGUAUUUGAUUCCCUCUGCAAUGUUUCGUGAUCCAUUCCGCAAAGACCCCAACAAGCUGGUCCUGUGUGAAGUGCUGAAGUACAACCGAAAGCCUGCAGAAACCAAUCUCCGCUUGACAUGUAAGAAAAUCAUGGAUAUGGUGGAGAAUCAGCACCCUUGGUUUGGCAUGGAGCAGGAGUAUACUAUUCUGGGCACAGAUGGACACCCUUUUGGCUGGCCUUCCAAUGGCUUCCCUGGGCCACAAGGACCUUACUACUGUGGUGUGGGAGCAGACAAAGCCUAUGGCAGAGACAUCGUAGAGGCUCAUUAUAGAGCCUGUCUUUAUGCUGGGGUCGAGAUUUGUGGCACAAAUGCAGAAGUCAUGCCUGCGCAGUGGGAAUUCCAGGUUGGACCUUCUGAGGGCAUCAAUAUGGGGGACCACUUGUGGGCUGCUCGCUUCAUCCUGCACCGUGUCUGUGAAGACUUUGGCGUGGUUGCCUCAUUUGAUCCCAAACCCAUCUCUGGGAACUGGAACGGUGCUGGAUGCCACACCAACUUCAGCACCAAGGAGAUGAGGGAAGAUGGAGGUCUGAAGGCCAUUGAGGACUCAAUUGAAAAGCUAGGGAAAAGGCAUCACUAUCACAUCCGUGCUUACGAUCCCAAGGGGGGUCUGGACAAUGCCCGCCGCCUCACUGGCCACCACGAGACUUCCAACAUCCAUGAGUUCUCUGCUGGUGUGGCAAACCGGGGUGCCAGCAUCCGCAUCCCUCGCAUGGUGGGCCAGGAAAAGAAAGGCUACUUUGAGGACCGCCGCCCCUCGGCUAACUGCGACCCAUACGCGGUGACCGAAGCUCUAAUCCGUACCUGUUUGCUCAGCGAAGAGGGAGACGAGCCUGUGGACUAUUAGGCACCACAAAAUCCCUCUGGACUGCAUCUCAACCCCCCCCCCCCCACCCAUUAUCAGUUGAAAAGUCAAAACUAGUACUGUAUUUGUAAUUUCUUUUGUUCUCCAUUGAAAUGAGUUUGACCUGCAUUUCUGAAUAGAUUAAAGUUGACUGGUCAACUUUACCGCAGAAAUCUAAAGUUUGGUCUUAACCUUGAGAUAGUUGAGGGCAUGGUGUUUGCAGGGUAUGUCUCUCCCUUACUUGCAUUUAAGUGCAGAGCUGAUUUGUAACAUGGUUUUGAUGAUUAUGCCCCCUUUUGUUUGUCAUGACUUAAGCACAUAAUGGACUGAAGAGUAGUGCUGCUAGGGCUGAGCAGCAUGUGUAAUUUCUUAAUAAAUCUACAGCUAGUUGGUGUACGUAUGUUGACCAGCCUUUUAGACUUCUGUUUUCAAUGUUACUAACUGUUUAAUAGGAUGUGUGGUUUUUAAAUGGCUACAUGUUUGAUGUACUUUACAGAUUUUACACACUGGUUCAUGUUGUAUGGUACUCUCUGUAGAUUUGAGUCCUAACUAUUGUCGGUCCAAUGUAAUGCCAUUUGUAAAAUCCAUGCAAGGCUCAUGAAGGAGUUUUAUCCUUUUGUCAACUGCUCUGAAAUUGUUAUGCAUCUGAUUUGGUAAAACCCUGAAUUUACUGGACCCGGUGUAUUUAUCAUUGAAACAUUUAAACUUUUUUAUUUUGACUUGUUUGGGUUCUUAUCACAAGUAAGAAACAAGGCAAGAAGUAUGUAUUUUCUUGAACCCACAAAGGAAUUCAAGUAAAAAAUAAUCUUAUUUUAGCCACUCUUCUAGCAAGAACACAAUCAUAAAUAAGAGCAUACUUUUACUUAUGGGAGAUAAAACACACAUGCUUGAGUGUCCAUACAAUGUAACUUUCUCUGCAUCAUCCCCUCCCAGGAGAGCGAUGUGUUCUGCAUUUUUUUUAUUGUGGUUCUCUGCAGAGAACCUUGUGGAUGGGGAGAACAUGCAAACUCCAUGCCAAAAGGCCCAAGCGACCUCACCUCACCUGAGCACCGACAGGCCCCAGAUGGGAUUCUAACCUUACAUCUUGCUUCAAAAUCACUGGGUCUUCAAUAUUGGGUUGUAGGCAUUCCGAAAGGAACAGUCUCAUCUCAUGGGGAGACCUGUUAACAUGAAGUGAAUGGUUGUAGAAACAUAGCAUUGACUAUAGCUGAGUGUUUUGAUCUGACAUGUUUCCAUAAAGCAUUUUGAGGAAGUAUUCAGCUGAA
Molecule: messenger RNA, 2505 nt
Organism: Hypomesus transpacificus
Lineage: Eukaryota; Metazoa; Chordata; Actinopteri; Osmeriformes; Osmeridae
Gene: glula
Product: glutamate-ammonia ligase (glutamine synthase) a
Exons: 7
Coding region: 128-1243 (371 amino acids)
Cellular component (GO): cytoplasm
Molecular function (GO): glutamine synthetase activity
Source: RefSeq, a predicted model, not a curated record